Penaeus chinensis is the source of this 2498-nucleotide messenger RNA. RefSeq lists its product as uncharacterized. The transcript is spliced from 9 exons. Gene Ontology annotation, biological process: synapse organization. Lineage: Eukaryota; Metazoa; Arthropoda; Malacostraca; Decapoda; Penaeidae. Gene Ontology annotation, cellular component: neuron projection membrane. The record is from RefSeq and is a predicted model, not a curated record. Bases 636 to 2354 code for a protein of 572 amino acids.
ACGUUUUUCUUCUCGCAGCUCUUUGGCCCGAGUCAAAGAACUUCAGGUUUUGUCUCUCAAGUCCUCCUUUUCAAAGAUUACAAACCUCCGUGUAUUGAGUGAGAGAUCUGUGCUUUCUGAGUGCCGUGAGAUCAUGAGUUUUGUUUUCGAAAAAUGGUGUUCGUCAGUCGAUCAUAAUGAAGAGUAAUGAGUGGAGUCAAACUGAUGAGUCCAUGGUAAAAUGCUCUUCUGGAAAGACUCCAAUAGUGGCUCGGUCGUAAAGGCUCCGUGAAGCGUCGCCUGCGCCAGCGCCGGCCGGGAAGACAGCCGCACACAUUUCGUUCAUUUAACAAUUAUGUAAAUAGCAACUUCAAGGGAGCUAGACCUUCUGCUGAAGCCUUGGACGUGGUGUUCACUCAGAGCCGCGUCUCGGUGCAUGAUCCCUGCUGUAGUGAAGGCAUACUCUAAGCUGUCUACAUGAUAUAGACUCGAUUGAUUUAGCACUGGAUACUAAAUCAAUUCAGCUACCUUUGCUGCCGAAAGUAUGUGUGCGUAAGAUAGAGUUAAGCAAAAACAACAUUUAGAGAAAGUUCAAAGAUUUUUGCUUUCUUUACGAUAUCAUAUCGGUAUUGGGUGUAAGCACAUGACCUUUCGACAUGACUGACGUGUCCCCGCACCUCAACAUUUUACUUCUGGUGUCCCCGCAGAAGACCCUGGGUCCCCCGACGCCCUCCCGUAUGCGCGCCAAAGCCCCCGAACAGCUUCAGCCCACAGAGUCUUCCGAGCGAGCAACCUCGACAGAGACAGAUGUCGACAGGGGCACGGGAAAGGAUUCUCAGGGCAACAACCUUGGGUGGGCCCCUCCCGAGGGCCACAGACCCAUGACUUAUGGGUACGCAAUGCCAACGACGGCACGACCGCGGCAGCGGGGAAAGGACUUUGGGACAGCGUCCCCCCCACAGGCAACACUGGGUAUAGACAGCCUUAGGGUCGUGCCGAGGGAGAGGCAGGUAGUUGGGCCCGAGAGCCUAGGCUUCUCGCCGGCCUUUCAGUUCACGUCUGAGCGAUCGGUGGCGUUCGGCGGCAAGGGACUACGGUCACAGCCACACAGUAUCGGCCCUGCGGAUGCAGCACGUGGUCCCCAUGGGGGCAUGGCGUCGUCUGUAGCAGAUUCUUCGAUUCCCCUGGGUUCAGUUGGCCUGCCCUGGGAAACGGCGCCAUCGCAUCGCUUCCUCCACACACCUGCAGCGGCCGCGCGACCAGGAUCCCCCACUAAGACCCCGCUGGGAAGCGGCAGCGGGCGCCCGGCGACGACGACGGGAGUGGGUGCACGAGGAACCAGCGGGAAGCAGGCGCACAAAAGCCCUCCCGAGGGGCUAAUGAGGAGGCUCUGGGAGGUGGCCCUGCUAACCCUCUUGCUCGUCACCCCGGCAGCAGGGCACUUCGACCGCGGGGGACCCCAGCAUCGCAUCACGUGGGGCCGGGGCAACACAGCCAACUCAGCGGUCUUCGGGGACACGCCCACCAACGUCACAGCCGUGCUGGGUCAUCGCGCCCGCCUCCCCUGCCAGGUCAAGAAUCUCGGCCUCAAGGACGUUUCGUGGAUCAGACAGAGGGACCUCCACAUACUCACCGUCGGGAUCUUCACCUACACCAGCGACGAUAGGUUCAAGGUCUUCCACCCGCCGGAGACCGAGGACUGGUACCUGGAUAUCAGCAGCGUGACCUUCAGAGACGCCGGCGUGUACGAGUGCCAGGUGUCCACGAGCCCGAAGGUGUCUCUACCUGUCUACCUCACGGUGCUAGGUGUACAGGAGGCGGACAUCCCGGGGCCCAGCGAGGUGUUCAUCCAGCACGGCUCCACAAUCAGCCUCCUCUGCGAGGUUCGGGCGGGCGUGGAGGCGGUGGGGCCCGUGCAGUGGCUCAGGGGCUCGACUCCCCUCAACUACAGCUCCCCGAGAGGCGGUAUUAGCAUGGAGCUGGCGAAGAGUCUGCUGCAGCCGUGCACAGCGGCGCCGCGAGGGGGCCAGAGGGGCGCCUGGCGUGGAGGGCAGCUGCAGCAGCCGUCGCCGUCGUGCUCGCCACCUGCGCCCUGCCCGGCCUGCGGUGAGGAGCCACGGUCAAAAGUUGCGUCGUGUACAGUUUGGAAUGUCUUUCGUCCCUCCUUGCCCUCAGCGUGUGUUGAUAAGGGUGACGUGUGCAGAGUCCUAGCUGGCAUCUUGACUCCUUCCCCAUCCCUCACCACCUACCUCCUCGAGAGCCUCGCUGCUCUCUCUUCCGAAGCACGGGACUUCCUUCCGCAUCUCCAGGACGCCAAGAGCCUUUCCCAGUCCCCGAGGAGCGGCAGGACCCUUAGGACACACGGCUCCUUCUAGACCUCAAGAACCCUUCCAUCAGCGCUCACCCAGGCCAGCAGGAAGCUCCAGGAGCAGAGGACGCGUCACCACCAGUGUAGUGUGCCUUAUAUUUUUGUAGGUGUUCCCUGGUAUUGGUGUAAUAAACUAUAUAUAUAUAUUUUC